AAAAACAUUCCUGUCCUACACUGUCCCCCCUUGCUGACCCCUCACCCUGCCCUGAGGGUGGGCAUUUCCGGUGAUGUACUUCCGGUGUCAUGGCCGCUCAGAGAAAACGGCUCCAAAAUGAGCAGCCGAGUUGGACGGACGAUCUGACCGUCUGUCAACUGUCAGGAAUUGGUUAUGGCACAAACCGUGUCUACCAGGUGGACGGCAGCAGCUCUGAAGGCCACACUUUGGAGGAUGGUUGGCUGCGAUUUCGUGAGGAUGAGUGCUACCUGUACGGGGUCUUCAAUGGAUACGAUGGGAGUCGAGUCUCUAAGUUUGUAACGCAGAGGUUGACAGCAGAGCUGUUGCUGGGACAGCUGACUCUCAGUCACAACGAUGCUGACAUCCGCAAGGUGCUAUUGCAGGCCUUUGACGUGGUGGAACGCAGUUUCUUUGAAUCAAUUGAUGACUCUCUGGCAGAAAAGGCCAACUUGCUGUCUCAACUUCCUGAGGGUGUUCCUCACUCCCAGCUUCCACAGCAGUAUCAGAAACUCCUGGAGAAACUGAAUAAAGUUGAACAGGAGAUUGCAGGAGGAACAACUGCCAUUGUGGCCCUCAUUCUCAACAACAAACUCUACAUUGCCAAUAUAGGCACCAACCGAGCAUUACUGUGUAAAUCUACUGCAGAUGGACAACUUCAGGUGACUCAAGUUAGCGUUGAUCACACAACAGACAAUGAGGAUGAGCUGUUCCGACUGUCGCAGCUCGGUUUGGACACAGCAAAAAUAAAACAAUUUGGGCUGAUUGGAGGUCACGACAGCAGUCGCAGGAUUGGAGAUUACAGAAUGAAAUACUGUUACAAUGAUGUGGAUACGCUGAGUGCUGCCAAGACGAAGCCAGUCAUUGCAGAGCCCGAGAUACACGGAGGACAGUCCCUGGAUGGAUUGACAGGCUUUCUGGUCUUGAUGACCGAUGGAUUGUAUAAGGCUCUGGAGGCAGCUCAUGGUCCAGGACAAGCCAAUCAGGAGAUUGCUGCAAUGGUGGCGACAGAGUUUGCCCUGCAGAGCUCAUUGGACGCUGUGGCCCAGGCUGUGGUUGACCGUGUUCGACGGAUACAUCGUGACACUUUUGUCAGUAGAGGUGAAAGGUCAAAGUUCUGUGACAAACACGAGGACAUGACCCUCCUGAUACGAAACUUCAACUACCCUCUUGGGGAGAUGAGCCAAUCAUCCAUGAGCCCUGCACAAGGGGGUCGAAUCUAUCCAGUCUCUGUUCCUUACACUAGCACACAGGGAACUCUGGGAAAAACCAGUGUCACACUCUCCCUAGUGAUGCCAUCGCAGAAUCAGAUGAUGAAUGGUAACCAUAGCAGCUCGACGGGAGAUGAGACAACACCCACACUCACCAACAGGAUGAAGAUGCGCCGACGCCGUGUGGUUCUGGUUCUGUGUAUGGCAGGACUAUGUCUCAUUUCCUUCAUGCACUUCCUCAAAGCCCUGUCCUACAUCACGUUUUCCCAUGAGCUGUCUGCCUUCAGCCCUUCUCUCCGGUCCAUCUUCGUCAACUCUCAGUUCUUCUGGAAACCGAAUGCUGUGGAGGAUGUAAAUACUAGCCCUGGGCUACAGGUCACCGUGAAAGCUCAGAAUGGAGCCCGCCCACCAUUACACAGAGCCCUGUUUGAACUGAAAGAUGACGAGACAAAGUACUUUGUACAAACCAAAGCAGGAGCCAUUUGUUUUAAGCAGGGCACCAAGAUGGCGGCAGGAUCCGUGGAGGGUGCAGUUGACUGGGACCACAACGCAGUGGACAAGCAGUUGGCACAGAAGAUGGCAAACAGGGGUUUUAGUGGAAGGCCUAGGCGCAGGUGGGUGGGAUGCCCUUGUCUCCCAGGCUGGCAUGGACCAUAUUGUGGGGUGCCCACCAUGGUCCAGUAUUCCAAUCUGCCAACAAAAGAGCGUCUGAGCCCACGACCGAUGCCUCGCAGGGUGAUCAAUGCCGUUAACAUAAACCAUGAGUUUGAUCUGUUGGACGUCCGGUUUCACGAGUUGGGCGAUGUGGUCGAUGUCUUCUUAAUCUGUGAGUCCAAUUUCACUGCCUUUGGGGAGCCCAAGCCCCUGAAAUUCAUAGAGAUGCUCCAGAAUGGGACAUACAGUUACGUGGGCAACAAGAUCCUGUACGUGUUCCUGGACCAUUUCCCCAGCGGAGGGAGGCAGGAUGGCUGGAUCGCUGAUGAUUACUUAAGGACCUUCCUGACCCAGAACGGUAUGAGCCGGAUUAUCAAUUUACGGGAUGAUGAUAUCUUCCUCAUCAACGAUGCUGAUGAGAUUCCAGCUCACGAUGGUGUGCUGUUCCUCAAACUCUUUGAUGGUUGGACCGAACCCUUUGCCUUCCAUCUGCGGAAGUCACUGUACGGUUUUUUCUGGAAGCAGCCAGGGAGCCUGGAAGUGAUAUCAGGCUGUACUGUGGCCAUGCUCUUCAUGGUUUACAAUGGAGAUGGGAUUAAAUUGCGGCGGCGGGAGUACUAUUUGAUGCCAAACUUCCGGCUGUAUGAGAACAGCACUGGACAUAUCCUGGUGCCCUGGGCAGUAGGUAGUCCCCUUCACUUUGCAGGCUGGCACUGUUCCUGGUGCUUCAAACCCGAAGGCAUCCGCUACAAGCUGCUGUCUGCACAGAAUGGAGACUUCCCCCGCUGGGGGAAUUACCAAGAGAAAAGAGAUCUGAACUACAUUCGAGAGUUGAUUCAGACAGGUGGCUGGUUUGACGGCACUGAGCAAGAUUACCCUCCUGCAGACCCCAAAGAACACAUGUACGCUCCCAAAUACCUGCUGCAAAACUUUGACAAGUAUCGAUACAUCUUGGAGAAUCCAUACAGGAAGGAGAACUGGGAUCAGGAAACUGCAAUGUACAAUCAGACUGGGAAGAUUACAUAGUGACCACUGGCAGUGAUCCCCCACCUGCCCAGCAGAGGGGCUGAGUGACUGUGUGCAGCAUCUACUGUCUGGGAUUGUGCCACUACUGGAACUCCUUGUGCUGUGUUUCUGACUCCGUCAGCUAUGACACCAGCACCCCUUUCCUCACCACAUUUGCCAUCUUGAUUUUCUUUUCUUGCGGAAUUUUCAGCUUGGGGCAAAAAUGGUUUCUAUUCAGAUUCUGAUUUUAAGAUUUCUUUUGAGUACUAAACUCACUUCUCCUCUCUUCCCUGCCUCCUAAGGAGUUGUGAGAAAUGAAGUGCAGUGCACUGUGACAGGGCAGUGUGAACCCAACUGUCCACUGCUGGGGUGGAGACCAAUGACAGUCUGUGGGUUUGGAUAGACUGAGCUGCGCCUUGGCUCCUGUGUCAUGUAAAGGAGUCGAAUGUAUGUUUUUGUUGUAAAUACAAUUGCUGCUGGGUUAGAGAGGGAUCUGAAAUAUUCACUGGCGAUGGGUGGGACUACGCCAUGGCCUGUUCCUGCUGAAACCAGCUCUCUGGCCAAGAGCUCUUACACUUGGGUUACACAAAACUACUGAAGUAUGCCCUUACAAAGGGCAAGAGGGAAAUGGGAGGAUAGAGUGGUGCAUUCAUGUGCCUGCUGCCCUGGCCCUGCCCUCCCCUGGGUAGACUUCCAUUUGUGAUCUGCCCAGUGUAAAGUUAGUGAAUGAUCUCUUGGUAUCUCAGAGACCUCCCUUGGUCUUGUUGGAGAGAUGAGAGCAUUUGUGCGAGGAGUUACUUUGGGACAGGCCAGAGCUGCUUCCAAAUCGCAACCACAUCUUGCUCUUAGUCAAUCACAAGGAAGGAUGAUGAGGCCCACAGUGCCACGUGCUGUACCUGCAGCUGUUACCAAAUCCCAGCUUCCUCAAUCGGUCUCCCUGCAGCACCAGUGAUGAGCUGCCAAGUGACUGUGUCUCACUAGUCAGCACAUAUCAAGACCAUGGUGAGUAGAGCAUAUACAGGUAACAGUCCAGGAACAUGGGUGUGCAGCACUGGAGUCAGGAUAGGAGCUAAACCUUGGGCCAAGGAGUUGUCUCCAGGGGAAGGUCGUCCUUCUCCCAACAGGAGGAAGUUGAACAAAUCUGGAGACUCCCUUUUCUUUUGUUAAAUUACUUAAAGGAUAAAAUCCUGCUCACCUUGGUGUGCCCUAGAGGUACACAGCUGGUCUGCAAAUUUCCACGUGCUGAGGCCUUUGGAUUUCUGGAAUUUGUCUGUUGCAUUUGUUUUGAAGUGUUGUAUGCUGCAGCUGAUUUUUGCUCUGUUUUGAAUGGGGAGGUGUUCUGAUAAGUUCUUUUUCAGCUUCUUUUCAGUGUAAAAUCUUGGAGAUUGAAGUUUCUGUGAAACUUUUUUUUAAACUGUUUGGGAAUUAACCACUGGCAUUUAAUUCACAAAGACAAUGCAAAUACUUCUCCUGGUUUGUCCAUUGCUCCUGCACUGAAGGAACUAACCACUGGCCUGCCCUCCCCUCCCAUCCCUGCAAUGCAACUCCUGGCAUAGGCUGCAUCACUUGGUCCAUGUUCUCAUGCUCAAUAUGCUGGAGGGCAGAAGAGAAUGGAGUCUGACCAAGUUGUCAGUCUUUGCUCUCUCACACCCUCUUGUCAGUCAUGGUCUAAGAAACUUGCUGCAAAGCUGUGUUGGCAGGGUGUGGGGGAAGGCCUGCAUAAUAAAAGGGAUGGGGAUUGCACUGAUCUCAGUUGAGAGCUUCACUCCCUGAGCUGCUUCUGAAGCUUUACCUUCUUGUGCCAUUCUAAGUUCACUGAAUCGGACUGUCAGAUAAUGGCAGAGCUGUGGGUGGUCUCAUUUUCUGUAGCCUUGGUUUCUGAAGUAGCUAGCAGCUUGAAAUCAAAACCCAUCCCCUGUUAUACCGAAUAGGAAAACUGGCCUAGACAUUGGAUUGUGACUCUGUAAAUGUCCACCCUCUGUCCUGAGAGCACUGCCACCUACCUGGCCCUCCCAGAUGCCCACCAGCCCUUCCAGAUGCCUGUAUAUUCUCUCCCUUCCUCCAGCCACCAGCCCAGGCAAUCUCUCCCACUUGAGGACAGGCACAAAGGAGGCCUUUGUGGGUGCAGAACAUGGGCUCUUGCUGAAUAGACUAAAUCUUCACUGUACCUUUAAUAAAAAAAAUGCUUUAAGCACUUAUCAAUAUGUUUAAUUAAAAUGUGUGUAGCAA
This is a messenger RNA of Rhincodon typus (whale shark), 5117 nucleotides long. Its product is annotated as TGF-beta activated kinase 1/MAP3K7 binding protein 1. NCBI's taxonomy places the organism in Eukaryota, Metazoa, Chordata, Chondrichthyes, Orectolobiformes, Rhincodontidae. The record is from RefSeq and is a predicted model, not a curated record. The transcript has 11 exons. Gene Ontology annotation, molecular function: beta-1,4-mannosylglycoprotein 4-beta-N-acetylglucosaminyltransferase activity; protein serine/threonine phosphatase activity. Gene Ontology annotation, biological process: N-acetylglucosamine metabolic process; protein dephosphorylation; protein N-linked glycosylation. Gene Ontology annotation, cellular component: membrane; cytosol. Bases 90 to 2909 code for a protein of 939 amino acids.